GAAAUACUCCAAAAACUCCACGAACUCACGAAGGAGUCCGGAAAAGACUUGGGCAAGAGAGCUCGCUCGCUAUCACCAUCUGGAACGCACGUUCUACCAUCGGAAGUGCUGCGCAAUGUCCGCUACGCAAUUCGUAGCCGUGACACGGAGAUCAUGCAGCUGCAACGCAAGAUGAAGAACGCGGAUGCGCAGAUCAACGAGCUGGUGGCACGCUUCGAGAACACCGAGGAGGCCCGUCGAAGACUCGAGAGACAACUCAACGACGCCAAGAAGGACGUCGAUGCGCAAGCCAAAGCAGUGGAAGAUGCGACUCGUGAGAUUCGUCGUCUGGAGGAGCGUUUACGUACCGCCGACUCGGACAAGACCGUCUCAGAGAAUGCUCGUAAGCACCUCGAAGACGAAAUCCGUCGUAUGAAGAUCUUACUCGAUCAAACGGUCGCAGAUGGUGAGCGUAAAGCUCUCGAAGAUGCCGAAAAUCAAAUGCGUCUUCUCGAGGACGACUACAAGAGUCGAAUCACCGAGCUGACACGUAAGAUCGACGUACUACAAGACGACAACAAACGUCUGAAGGGUGAUCUGGCUGGUGUGAAGGAUAAAUUCCGCAAUCUGGAGAUCGAAUACAAUUCAACCAUUCGCAAGAUUGAUGAAAAGGGUGAGCAGUCAUAA
Messenger RNA from Anisakis simplex (herring worm), 666 nucleotides. Lineage: Eukaryota; Metazoa; Nematoda; Chromadorea; Rhabditida; Anisakidae. The record is from the annotation of a GenBank genome assembly.